This is a messenger RNA of Candoia aspera, 1125 nucleotides long. It is a transcript of the gene VPS29, whose product is annotated as VPS29 retromer complex component. NCBI's taxonomy places the organism in Eukaryota, Metazoa, Chordata, Lepidosauria, Squamata, Candoiidae. The coding region runs from base 133 to 837 and encodes 234 amino acids. Gene Ontology annotation, cellular component: endosome; retromer complex. Gene Ontology annotation, biological process: intracellular protein transport; retrograde transport, endosome to Golgi. The record is from RefSeq and is a predicted model, not a curated record. The transcript has 4 exons.
GUUUACCCAAUAACAGCGGGAGGUUAAAUCAGGAAACUGCUGGGAAAGCUGUCUGGAUAAUCCAUAUGGCGUUACUUGCACAAAUCAGAUUUAUUUUUUAACAUUUCCUUUGCUAACAUUCAGAUUUCAUUGAUGAUUUGCCUAUUAAUUUGGCUUGAGAUGUUUCCUUUUCUGUUGCUUUCUUUUUAUUUAACACUGUUCAUGUCUCACCCCUGUUUUUUUCCAUUCCCAUCUCCGCCCCUUUGCUCUUGUCUGCAAUCAACUUCUUCAUCCAAUAAGGCUGGGCACAGAUUGGUGUUAGUGUUGGGAGACCUUCAUAUUCCUCACCGCUGUAACAGCCUGCCAGCUAAAUUCAAAAAGUUGCUGGUUCCAGGGAAAAUCCAGCACAUUCUUUGCACCGGGAACCUCUGCACAAAGGAGAGCUAUGACUACCUCAAGACCUUGGCUGGCGACGUGCAUGUCGUAAGAGGAGAUUUUGAUGAGAACUUGAACUAUCCUGAACAGAAAGUAGUAACUGUUGGACAAUUUAAGAUCGGGCUGAUCCACGGCCAUCAAGUGAUUCCCUGGGGCGACGUGGCCAGCCUUGCCCUGCUGCAGAGGCAGUUUGAUGUUGACAUCCUGAUUUCAGGGCACACACACAAAUUUGAGGCAUUUGAACAUGAAAAUAAGUUCUACAUUAACCCCGGAUCGGCAACAGGAGCCUAUAGUGCUUUGGAAAACAACAUCAUCCCUUCGUUUGUGCUGAUGGAUAUCCAGGCCUCCACCGUCGUUACCUACGUUUAUCAACUGAUUGGCGAUGAUGUGAAAGUAGAAAGAAUCGAAUACAAGAAAUCUUAAAAGCAAGUUGUCCUUGCCUAACUCCUUCCAGUCUCUUCUUUUUGCAAUAUGCACCCAACAGUCCAGUGUCUGCAGCCAUGUGAGUUUAUGGGAUGGCUUCUCUUACCCUGUCGUAGGCAACUAAGUUUACAGCCCUUGGCUUCUAACAAAGUCUGCCUUGGCUUGGCUUUUUUUUUUUGGCCCGAAAAGUGGCUCCUGCUUGUAAAUACUACUCAAAGUACACAGCAGAAUUCUAUCUGUUCAUGUGAACUGUUCCCAGUCUUGUAAUAAAUACUUGUUCAACUUCAA